GCAGCGUUCGUGAAGACACGACUAUUCGUCUAAUAAAGAGAAAGGCGUCCGUCCAUACAAUAAAUAAGAACAGGCAGCAUCCAGUCAACGACAGAAUGUGAUAUCUGAUAUGUCGAGGAUGAGUGUGAAAUCACACUAAUAGUUCCCUCUGGAGAUGACGCAGGCUGGAGUUUAUGUUGUCCUGGUAACGCAUCAACGGUAUCCGGGAAUGGCGAGUUUACUGGGAGAAACUCUGUUUGAGAUCAGUGGACAAGGUCCUGCUCCAAUAAAGGACUAUUUCCACUUUGCAAUAACAAAAUCUCAGGUAAUUUGGAGCUGGUGGAAGAUAUCUUUGAGAUCAGACUGCAGGAACACGCCACCAGGACAACUGACAGAAUCACAUGAAGACUUUUUAGAAGACAAUCGUCUGCAAAAUCAAGUGGGCAUGGUAUUUGGUCCUCACAUCUUGCAAUACACCCAAAAUUUAUGCCAGGGACACUAUGAUUACAUUGUCCGUCUCCCCAAUGCUUUACUUUUCAACAUCAUGGCACAUCUGGACCUUGAAGACAUUUCAGUCGUUUCACGCACCUGCCGUAGGUUUAAAGAGCUUUGUAACUCUGAGGAGUUCUGGGAGCAGACAGUGAGGAAGCAUUGUGACACUGUGACACCAACAGUGGAGGCUUUAGCUGAGGAGGUUGGCUGGAGGACAAUUUUCUUCACCAACAAGCUGCAGCUGCAGAUGCAGAUUAGUCGCCGGAAGCAGAAGGAGAAUCAGCCUUGUGAGGAUAAAAACGAGCCAAGUCCCUCUUCAGUACCUUUGGAGUAAACGAUUGAAGACGACACUAUUUUUGCUUGCAUUGAAGAUUCACUCUUGCAAAUAGUGUGCACACACUGACUUUGUUGUACAUCUGACCGACUGUUACAUUUGCUCAAAUCUAAAAUGUUUUUGAGCCAAAGAACCAGUUUUAGGUGAAAUAUAUAUUUACGCUGCAUUUCACAUCUGGUAAAACAAACACAUAUUAGCUCAUUUUCUGGCAUAAUUAUUGCAGUCUUUGGGGUUAUUUUAAUACAUUA
Molecule: messenger RNA, 1053 nt
Organism: Sinocyclocheilus anshuiensis
Lineage: Eukaryota; Metazoa; Chordata; Actinopteri; Cypriniformes; Cyprinidae
Product: F-box only protein 36-like
Exons: 4
Coding region: 155-805 (216 amino acids)
Molecular function (GO): protein binding
Source: RefSeq, a predicted model, not a curated record